Molecule: messenger RNA, 696 nt
Organism: Pocillopora verrucosa
Lineage: Eukaryota; Metazoa; Cnidaria; Anthozoa; Scleractinia; Pocilloporidae
Source: RefSeq, a predicted model, not a curated record
AUGAUGAUGAGAAAAGAAAAACUGAGAACGUAUUUUACUGCAGCUCCCUUGGGUUCUAUACCUGAAUUACCGGCGCUUUCCAGUCACGAAAUAAAGGCGAGUGAAGGAAACGAAAGUAUAAGCGGCAACUUUUGGCUGGAUCCGACUGAUAUGGAUGAAUGUAAAUCUGACAUCAGUGACCGCGAUGUGAAUGCAAACUGCACUAACACGGAAGUUUCUUACAAAUGCAAAUGUAAAGCUGGAUACGCUGGUGAUGGACACUCUUGUUCAGAUAUCGAUGAAUGUAACAAUGGAAGCCAUUCGUGUGAUGUGAAUGCAAACUGCGAAAACACGAAUGGCUCUCACAACUGCAUCUGUAAGGAAGGAUACAUUGGAGAUGGAAAAUCGUGCCAAGACAUGAACGAAUGUAAAAGAAACCAACCUUGCCACGUGAAUGUGAUCUGCAUAAAUACCGAAGGAUCGUAUGUUUGUACUUGUCACGCUGGAUAUACUGGAAAUGGACUCAGUUGUACAGACACUGACGAAUGCAGUGGAGCUCAUGCCGUUAAAUUAAAUAAAUGUCAUCCGAAUGCCUAUUGCAUUAAUACUAAGGGCUCAUACAACUGUCUUUGUAAUCCUACUUACACUGGAAAUGGUUUCAAAUGUACAGGGACAAUUCUAGUUUGGCCCGCUAGUGGGGAAAGGCCCAAAGUAUAA